Messenger RNA from Linum trigynum, 1054 nucleotides. The record is from the annotation of a GenBank genome assembly. NCBI's taxonomy places the organism in Eukaryota, Viridiplantae, Streptophyta, Magnoliopsida, Malpighiales, Linaceae.
CCAGGCCCACACCCAAAAUUCUUCACAAUUAGAAUAAAAAAGGAAAAAGAAAAAACAAACAAGAAAAAUAGUAAAACUACCUAAUCCAGAACUUCACCCAGAAUUUCAUCGAGCUAUCCAUUAUUCCAUCAAUGGCUGCUCCACUCGCUCUCUCCAACUUCCUUUCCUUCCUCUCGCCUCCCUCCUCCAUCUCGCCGCCGCCUCACGUCUCCUUCUUCCCUUCCACCUACUCCUCCCCGUCUUCGCUUGUCGCGGCGCCGCGUCGGUUCCCCGGCGGCGAGCUUUCUUCGGCGGCGUCCCCGAGCACUGUCUGCUUCAACUCGUCGUACAAUGUCCAGAUAGUGGUGGAAGAGAACGAGCCGGAGGAGAGGCUCCUGAACAGGUUCAGGAGAGAAGUGAUGAGAGCCGGGGUGAUUCAGGAGUGCAGGCGUCGGAGGUACUUCGAGAACAAGCAGGACGAGAAGAAGCGGAGGGUUCGCGACGCUGCCAAGCGGAAUCGCAAGAGGCGUCCAUUCUCGAGAUUUUCGAACCAGAGCACCGCGCCCCCAGGGGACGAGAACAAGAAAAACGACGAUGACGGAGACAACUGGGAAGUCCCAGCCGGGCCGAUUCCUUACUGAGUGUGCUUUCGUUCGCAGAUUCCUCUUCUUUUGUGAUUUGUAGAAUCUUCCUCCUCUGUGCAAUGUUAGAGGGCUCCUUAUUCAAACCUAACAAAAGAAAUGCAAGAGGCUCCUUCUGUUUUUACCUUUCCUGUUCUUCCCUCCCAGCCAUUGAAGUUGCUUCCUUUGGCUGACUCUCUCUCUUGUGAAUCCCCAUUUUGGAUGAUGCUUUGUGUCUUUCUUGUAUGUAAUGUUGCCAUGUUGGAUGGCUGUAUAGCUUCGCCUUCACUGUGACCUUGUGUAGAGAGACAGAAGUGAUCAUUGCUUUACCGGUUGUUGACCGACUCACAAACCUUUAAAAUCGGAGUGCUAGUUUGCUGCCUCGUCCUUUAACCAUGUCUAAUCCGUUGAAUGGAUUCAGUUUCUAACCAUGGGAAUUAAGCUUACUUCUAACA